CCACACAUCGUCCACUGUACUGCAUUAUAAAAAACCCGCAGAGCCACAAUGGAGAGCUUUUCCUCCCGUGACAGCCCGGUGCUCGGCAGGUGAUUAGCACAGUCAAGCUCCUCCUUUAGCUUGCUAGGACAGAAAGAAACCUGGACGUUCUGCGUGGAAUUUAAGGGGAUUUUGUUUUGUGAGACAGAAACAAACCAGAUGGACACUUCAAAUCUUCCCAAGAUCCAGGAUGAGGAGCGAGAGAGCCGGUUUGGUUAUGUACAUGGAGUCUCUGGACCUGUGGUCACAGCUACGGCGAUGGCCGGAGCCGCCAUGUACGAGCUGGUUCGUGUCGGCCACAGUGAGCUGGUGGGAGAAAUCAUCCGUUUGGAGGGAGACAUGGCAACGAUCCAGGUCUACGAGGAAACCUCUGGCGUGUCUGUGGGAGACCCUGUGCUCCGAACAGGAAAGCCCCUCUCUGUAGAGCUGGGCCCGGGGAUCAUGGGCUCCAUCUUUGAUGGUAUCCAGCGUCCACUGAAAGACAUUAAUGACCUCACUCAGAGUAUUUACAUCCCAAGAGGAGUGAACAUCGGUGCUCUCAACAGAGACGCCAAAUGGGAAUUUAACCCUGGCCAGAGCCUUCGGGUGGGAAGCCACAUGACCGGUGGAGAUAUCUACGGGAUGGUGUUGGAAAACUCCUUAAUCAAGCACAAGCUAAUGCUUCCACCUCGUAACAGAGGCACCGUCACGUACCUGGCUCCUCCGGGGAACUACGACCUUUCUGAUGUGGUUCUGGAGCUUGAAUUUGAAGGGAUAAAGGAGAAGUUCACCAUGGUGCAGGUGUGGCCGGUGCGACAGGUUCGCCCAGUGACAGAGAAGCUGCCAGCCAACCAUCCACUGCUGACCGGGCAGAGAGUCCUCGACGCGCUCUUCCCGUGUGUGCAGGGCGGCACCACUGCCAUACCGGGAGCCUUCGGAUGUGGGAAGACUGUCAUCUCACAGUCACUGUCCAAGUACUCCAACAGCGACGUCAUCAUCUACGUGGGCUGCGGAGAACGUGGAAAUGAAAUGUCUGAAGUGCUGCGGGACUUCCCCGAGCUUACCAUGGAGGUCGAUGGCAAAGUUGAAAGCAUCAUGAAAAGAACGGCCCUGGUGGCGAAUACGUCCAACAUGCCUGUGGCUGCGAGAGAGGCUUCCAUUUACACAGGGAUUACACUGUCCGAAUACUUCAGAGACAUGGGCUACAACGUGAGCAUGAUGGCCGACUCGACGUCUCGGUGGGCCGAGGCCCUGAGAGAAAUCUCUGGACGACUGGCUGAAAUGCCGGCUGACAGCGGCUACCCCGCCUACCUGGGCGCCAGACUGGCCUCCUUCUACGAGCGCGCUGGACGCGUGAAGUGCCUGGGCAACCCAGAGAGGGAAGGCAGCGUCAGCAUCGUGGGCGCUGUGUCGCCCCCUGGUGGAGACUUCUCAGAUCCUGUCACUUCAGCCACACUGGGAAUCGUUCAGGUGUUUUGGGGAUUGGACAAGAAGCUGGCCCAGAGGAAGCACUUCCCCUCUGUCAACUGGCUGAUCAGCUACAGCAAGUACACACGAGCUCUGGAUGAGUAUUAUGACAAACAUUUCCCAGAGUUUGUUCCUCUCCGCACAAAAGCCAAAGAGAUUUUGCAGGAGGAGGAGGACCUUGCUGAAAUCGUGCAGCUUGUAGGAAAGGCUUCCCUGGCAGAGACGGAUAAAAUUACUCUGGAAGUGGCCAAGCUCAUCAAGGACGACUUCCUGCAGCAGAAUGGUUACACACCCUACGACAGGUUCUGUCCCUUCUACAAAACCGUGGGCAUCCUGUCGAACAUGAUAGCUUUCUACGACAUGGCUCGACACGCGGUGGAGUCCACCGCUCAGAGCGACAACAAAAUCACCUGGGCCAUCAUCCGGGAGCACAUGGGAGAGAUCCUGUACAAGAUCAGCUCUAUGAAGUUCAAAGAUCCCGUGAAGGACGGAGAGGCGAAGAUCAAAGCCGACUUCACCCAGCUGCUGGAGGACAUGCAGAAUUCCUUCCGGACCUUGGAGGAAUGAGCUGCUUCCUCCCAGUCUUCCCCUAAACAUCCAAACCCCAGUGCAGUGUGAUGUAGUGCAGAUGAAUCGGCCCGUGUUCUCAAUGUCUUCCUCAGUCAUGUGAACUCCUGUGUUUCUUGAUGUUUACGUCCCCUUAAACAUUCCUUGACCAGCACAAAUUUCUAUUAAUUUUAUUUUGGUAUUGUUGAAUUAUUACCCAUCAAGGCUGAAAUACUGGAAUUUCCCCACCGCACACACACCUAAAAUAUCGUCCUUCCUUCACGCGGCCCUUUGACACCAUCAUGUUGUGAUUGAAUCCGGUGCUGCACUCGCGCCCGACUACUCGCUGCAACCAAGAGUGGAAACGGAUGUUUCUUUUCCCCUCAGAUACGACAGUGAUGAUUACAGAUUAUUAACGAAGUGGGAACACGCAAAUAAAUAAAAGGGACAGAGUCACUGACUUCUAUCAAGGGGUUUAGGGCAUUCCUCCACCUUUUACCUCUUCUGUGUGAUCGUGAUGUUGUGAAUUAUAUACUUGAUGAUGUUUAUUCAAAUGUGAAUGAAUGACUCUGUUAGUUUGUGAUGAAACAAAUAUUUCACUGUUCUAUUCAUGGUACAUUGUUGUCUCCAAAAAUAAAUG
Molecule: messenger RNA, 2671 nt
Organism: Salarias fasciatus (jewelled blenny)
Lineage: Eukaryota; Metazoa; Chordata; Actinopteri; Blenniiformes; Blenniidae
Product: V-type proton ATPase catalytic subunit A-like
Exons: 15
Coding region: 199-2052 (617 amino acids)
Biological process (GO): proton transmembrane transport; ATP metabolic process
Cellular component (GO): proton-transporting V-type ATPase, V1 domain; lysosomal membrane
Molecular function (GO): ATP binding; ATP hydrolysis activity; proton-transporting ATPase activity, rotational mechanism
Source: RefSeq, a predicted model, not a curated record